Molecule: messenger RNA, 1511 nt
Organism: Pelagomonas calceolata
Lineage: Eukaryota; Pelagophyceae; Pelagomonadales; Pelagomonadaceae
Source: the annotation of a GenBank genome assembly
GCUAGCUGUGGCUGUGCGGCGCCGGUUGUUUGGGCCCAGCCAAAGCGAAUUGCUGCGUGGGAAAUACAUUUGGCAUCUAUUUUUCGAUUGUAGUUUCAGAUCCCGGCCCGCUGCUGCUCCCUGAAGCUGUACUCAGCUACUCAGCUGGCAGCUUUUUUCAGGCAGCUAUUCAGCUAUUUUGCUGCACCUCUCGUCGCAGCGAUAACAACGCAUCGCAGCGAUGGCGCUGGACGCGCCGCUCGCGGCGCUCGAGCGCCACUGCGGCCUGGCCCGGGGCCACGGCCGGUUCUUCCUCAACGCGGGCGCGUUCAUUGGGUUGAUGGUCAUAAGCAACGCGCUCGAGGAGGAGUUAUAUACAAAUUUACCAGGCUUCGACUAUUUCAAGGCCGUCGCGUGCCUCGAGCUAGCCACGUUCGCCGCGGCGGCGCUGCUAGCCGAAAGGCGGUCGGGCCUCAAAACGCCGCGCAAGGCGCCGCUCGCGUUCUACGCGGUACUGGGCGCGUCGAUGGCGCUCUCGCAGACCCUGGGCAAGCUCGCGAACAAGUACGUCAACUUUACCGUGUCGACGAUCUUCAAGUGCUCGAAGGCGUUGCCGACGAUGGCCCUGAUGGUCCUCUGCGGCAAGCGGUAUACGCUGGCGAACGUCGCGGCGGCGCUGACGAUGGCGCUGUCGGCGUUCUGCUUCGCCGUCGGCGCGCGCCAGGCCGACGCCGACUUCAACUUCCUGGGCGUGCUGCUGAACGGGCUGUACCUCUUAUUUCAGGCGCUGCAGGUCGCGCUGCAGGACAGCGCGCUGCGGGCCCCUGUGUGGAAAUCAAGAGUGUGUCGGGGGCACCCGAUAAUUCUUCACCAAGUCAUUUCUCGGCGACGACGCGGCAGUGCUGGCAGCCCGUCGACCGGUGAGGAACCAGCAUCGCCACGCCAUCGAUCAGGCGUCACAUCGAUGGCGUGGCCGACGCGAAGAUUCAGCAUGAACGCGCCGUGAAAUUUUGAUGUCCACACAGGCGGGACCACGGCGCCUCGAUCGACGAGACGAUGCUCUACGCGAACGCGAUCGGCCUCGCCGCCCUGGGGUGCUGGGCCCUGGGCGACGGCGAACUGAUCGCGGCCAUAAGCUUCUUCGCGGCGCGGCCGAACGCUGUCCUGUUACUUGCGGCGCGGAACGGGACGUUUUACUUCGCCGUGCGCUACUACACGGCCGUGGUCAAGGACGCGGGCGGCGUCGCCGCGGUGACGGUGGGCAUUGUCCGGAAGAUCCUCACGGUCAUCUGCUCGCUCCUCCUCUUCUCGAAGCCGUGGGCCAACAUCUACGGCGUCGGCGGCCUGCUCUUCGCGGCCGCGCUGGCCCAGGAAAGUCGGAACGCGCGCACGCGGGAGAAGCUCCAGCACUCGCGGUCGUCGAGCGACCUCGCCGACGACGAGGAGAGCCCGCCGCCGCCGGCAGCCUCGCCCGCCCGUCGAUCGCCGCGGAUCGAUGUAUCAAAAUAACUUGAAUGUGUUGUAAGUCGUGC